CUUCAGGGGGUCCGGCCCGGGCGGGGGGCCCCGAGCCGUUGCCCUCCUCGCUGGCCUCCGAACCCCAUUUCCUGCUUUUUCAGUUUCCUUGGGGAGGGGCGGGUGGGUCUGGAUGAAUUGUUCCGGGGGGUCCCCGAUGAGGCGGGCCGGGGGGCCGCUCUCUUUUUAGAGGGUCCCCGCAGGACCCGGGUGGGGAAGCGGUUGUGUUUGCAUGGGUGGGGGACUUCCCGAGCCUGCUGGGACCAUGACCUGAACUGUGCGAGCCGGACGUGUCCGAAGCCCGAGAGCCAGCUCACCUGAGCCGCCCCUCCCCCGGCCAGCAUGGCAUCUGAAGAAGCCUCUCUCAGGGCAUUGGAAAGUCUGAUGACAGAGUUUUUCCAUGACUGUACAACCAACGAAAGAAAACGGGAGAUAGAGGAGCUUCUUAAUAACUUUGCCCAGCAAAUAGGAGCUUGGAGAUUCUGCCUGUAUUUUCUCUCCAGCACUCGGAAUGACUAUGUAAUGAUGUACAGUUUAACAGUUUUUGAGAAUCUGAUCAAUAAAAUGUGGCUUGGGGUCCCAUCUCAGGAUAAGAUGGAAAUCCGUAGCUGCCUGCCCAAACUCCUCUUGGCUCACCACAAAACCUUACCUUACUUCAUCCGGAACAAGCUCUGCAAAGUGAUUGUUGACAUAGGCCGUCAGGAUUGGCCCAUGUUCUACCAUGACUUUUUUACUAACAUUUUACAGUUAAUUCAAUCCCCUGUGACAACUCCCCUCGGGCUGAUCAUGUUGAAGACAACUUCAGAAGAGCUGGCUUGUCCGCGUGAGGACCUCAGCGUGGCUCGGAAGGAGGAGUUGCGGAAGUUGCUGCUGGAUCAGGUGCAGACAGUACUCGGGCUAUUGACAGGUAUCUUGGAGACUGUCUGGGACAAACACAGUGUGACUGCCGCCACCCCACCACCAUCCCCGACCUCAGGAGAAAGUGGUAUGGUCUGCACCACACAUGGUGACUUACUGAGUAACCUAUUGCAGAGUCCUAGUUCAGCCAAACUGUUGAAUCAGCCAAUCCCCAUCCUUGAUGCGGAGAGUGAGUAUAUCUGUUCCCUGGCCUUGGAGUGCCUGGCUCAUCUCUUCAGUUGGAUUCCUCUGUCUGCCAGCAUCACCCCAUCCCUCCUUACCACCAUCUUCCACUUUGCACGCUUUGGCUGUGACAUCCGGGCCAGGAAGAUGGCAUCAGUUAAUGGCAGCAGCCAGAACUGUGUGUUGGGUCAGGAGCGCGGCCGGCUUGGGGUUCUGGCCAUGUCCUGCAUCAAUGAACUCAUGUCCAAGAACUGUGUGCCUAUGGAAUUCGAGGAGUACUUACUGCGUAUGUUCCAGCAGACUUUCUACCUCCUGCAGAAAAUCACCAAGGAUAACAAUGCCCACACGGUGAAGAGCAGGCUAGAAGAGCUUGAUGAGAGCUACAUCGAGAAGUUUACUGACUUCCUGCGGCUCUUUGUGAGUGUUCACCUAAGAAGAAUUGAGUCCUACUCCCAGUUCCCUGUGGUGGAGUUUUUGACACUUUUGUUCAAGUACACAUUUCAUCAGCCUACUCAUGAAGGUUACUUCUCUUGUUUGGAUAUCUGGACGCUCUUUUUGGACUAUCUGACAAGUAAAAUUAAAAGUCGUCUGGGAGACAAGGAAGCAGUUCUCAACAGGUACGAAGAUGCUUUAGUCCUCUUGCUCACGGAGGUGCUGAAUCGAAUCCAGUUCAGAUACAACCAGGCCCAGUUGGAGGAGUUGGAUGACGAGACUCUGGAUGACGAUCAGCAAACAGAGUGGCAGCGGUACUUACGCCAGAGCUUGGAGGUAGUGGCCAAAGUGAUGGAGCUCCUUCCCACACACGCCUUCUCAACACUGUUCCCAGUUCUUCAGGACAAUUUAGAAGUUUAUCUGGGGUUACAGCAGUUUAUAGUUACUUCAGGGUCAGGUCACAGGUUGAACAUCACGGCGGAGAACGACUGCCGGCGCCUGCACUGCUCGCUGCGAGACCUGAGUUCCCUCCUGCAGGCUGCGGGCCGCCUGGCCGAGUAUUUCAUCGGGGACGUGUUUGCCUCGCGCUUCAACGAUGCCCUCACCGUGGUGGAGAGGUUGGUUAAAGUCACUUUGUAUGGAUCUCAGAUAAAAUUGUACAACAUUGAGACUGCCGUGCCAUCAGUAUUGAAGCCUGAUCUCAUUGAUGUGCAUGCUCAGUCCCUGGCUGCUCUGCAGGCUUACUCUCACUGGUUAGCGCAGUACUGCAGCGAGGCUCACCGGCAGAACACGCAGCAGUUUGUUACGCUCAUCUCCACCACCAUGGAUGCAGUCACACCUCUGAUCAGCACCAAGGUCCAAGACAAGCUGUUGUUAUCCGCGUGCCACUUACUAGUCUCACUGGCCACCACAGUGCGACCUGUCUUUCUGAUCAGCAUCCCCGCAGUACAGAAACUAUUCAACAGAAUCACCGAUGCCUCCGCCCAGCGACUUGUCGAUAAGGCCCAGGUGUUGGUGUGCCGUGCCCUCUCUAACAUCUUGCUGCUUCCAUGGCCAAACCUCCCAGAGAAUGAGCAGCAGUGGCCCGUGCGCUCCAUCAACCAUGCCAGCCUCAUCUCUGCACUCUCCCGAGAUUAUCGCAACCUGAAACCCAAUGCUGUCGCCCCACAGAGGAAGAUGCCACUGGAUGACACCAAAGUGAUUAUCCACCAGACACUUAGUGUCUUAGAAGAUAUCGUGGAGAAUAUCUCUGGGGAAUCCACCAAGUCCCGACAGAUCUGCUACCAGUCCCUGCAGGAAUCCGUUCAGGUCUCCCUGGCCCUCUUUCCAGCUUUUAUCCAUCAGUCAGAUGUGACUGAUGAGAUGCUGAGCUUCUUCCUCACUCUAUUUCGAGGCCUUAGAGUACAGAUGGGCGUGCCUUUCACUGAACAGAUCAUACAGACUUUCCUCAAUAUGUUUACCAGAGAACAGUUGGCCGAGAGCAUCCUCCACGAAGGCAGUACCGGCUGCCGGGUGGUUGAGAAGUUCCUGAAGAUCCUGCAGGUGGUGGUCCAGGAACCUGGCCAGGUGUUCAAGCCAUUUCUCCCCAGCAUCAUCUCCCUGUGCAUGGAGCAGGUGUAUCCCAUCAUUGCAGAGCGCCCCUCCCCUGAUGUGAAGGCUGAGCUGUUUGAGCUCCUUUUUCGGACGCUCCAUCACAACUGGAGGUAUUUCUUCAAGUCCACUGUCCUGGCCAGUGUCCAGAGGGGGAUUGCUGAGGAGCAGAUGGAGAAUGAGCCCCAGUUCAGUGCCAUCAUGCAGGCUUUCGGACAGUCCUUUCUGCAGCCUGACAUCCACCUAUUUAAACAAAAUCUCUUUUACUUGGAGACUCUCAACACCAAGCAGAAGCUCUACCACAAAAAGAUCUUCCGGACCACCAUGCUGUUUCAGUUUGUGAACGUGCUGCUCCAGGUCCUGGUUCACAAGUCCCACGACCUUCUGCAGGAGGAGAUUGGCAUCGCCAUUUACAACAUGGCCUCUGUGGACUUUGAUGGCUUCUUUGCAGCCUUCCUCCCAGAGUUCCUGACCAGCUGUGACGGUGUGGAUGCCAACCAGAAAAAUGUGUUGGGGCGGAACUUCAAGAUGGAUCGGGACCUGCCCUCGUUCACCCAGAAUGUGCACAGGCUGGUCAACGACCUGCGUUACUACAGACUCUGCAACGACAGCCUGCCCCCUGGCACCGUGAAGCUCUAGGCACAGCCUGCUCACCGCCCGAGGGACGCCAGCUCCCGCCACUGCACCACCUGCACCUGCUGCCACAGGCGUCUCCCAGCCAGGCCGAAGCAGCGUGGCCUGCCCCCGCCCUCCUCCAUGCUCCUCUCCUGCCACCUGCCCAGCAGAGCUGGCUCCAGGGUGUCCAGCACUGGUUGGAGUGCCCGGGGCGUUUGGAGCAGGCAGGGGUCACGCAGCCAGGUACCAGGGAGGCACCGGGAAACCCCGUGGGGUGGUCUGUGCCGACCAUGCGUGUGUCAGUCAUGAGGCCGAAAUGCCAAGGACAGCUGUGACGGUGCCACCUUCUCACCAUUCCACCUCCCCACCCCUCCCCGGCCCAGCCGGCUCAGGAGAGGCAUGAUGUUGGAACUGUUUGGCACUUCUGUCAAGCCUCUCCCCUCUUCCCCCCUCAAUUGCCUUGAAGUCUCUGCUCUUUGUCGGAGAUUUGCAGACUCGUGGGUUUUUUUUGUUUUUUGGGUUUUUUUGUUCUUGUUUUCUCAUCAUUCCAUUGUGAUACCAAGAAACUAAGAAGCUUAAUGAAAAAAUAAAAUGCUUAUGUUGUUGUUAUAUAAA
Messenger RNA from Vicugna pacos (alpaca), 4311 nucleotides. It is a transcript of the gene XPO6, whose product is annotated as exportin 6. Lineage: Eukaryota; Metazoa; Chordata; Mammalia; Artiodactyla; Camelidae. Gene Ontology annotation, biological process: protein export from nucleus. The record is from RefSeq and is a predicted model, not a curated record. Gene Ontology annotation, molecular function: small GTPase binding; nuclear export signal receptor activity.